Messenger RNA from Parathielavia appendiculata, 1141 nucleotides. RefSeq lists its product as uncharacterized. The transcript has a single exon. Lineage: Eukaryota; Fungi; Ascomycota; Sordariomycetes; Sordariales; Chaetomiaceae. Bases 72 to 929 code for a protein of 285 amino acids. The record is from RefSeq and is a predicted model, not a curated record.
CUGUCAUUCGUCUAAUAACACAAAUCCAGCAACCGUGCCGAGGAACAGCUGCACCUUACCUCCCUCCAAUCAUGGCCGCACCGCUUGACACCAAUCCUUUCCACGCCUUCACCCUUCCAUCUUUCUCACUUUGCCCCCUGACCGAGUUCAAUUACAUGCUAACACCUCCCCUCUCCGGGCAGCAGAUCAUCAACGACCUCACAGCCGACAAGGCCAUCACGGGCCUCGUCUACGGCCUCGUGCUCGGUCUCGCGGCCUUCGUGGUCAGCAUUCUCUUCGUCUUCUGCCUCGCCAGAACUCUCCUUCGUCUCGUCUCGCGGUCUGCCGGUGUCGUCUUUGCUUGGGUGGUGACUGUACCUGGGGAGAUUCGGUGGGGUAUUCGUCGGCUUGGCCGUCGCCUCCGUCGUGGUCGUGGAGGGAUGGAUACUGGAGAGGAGGAGGAGGAUGGGGUGUUUGAGUUGGUGGAUUUGGGUGGGAACACGGUACGUGCGGUUUUCGCUUUAAUUUGUUUUCACCCCUAUUCUACCACGGAUUAUGUUGUUGAUUUUGUGUUGAUGGAUCAUAAACAUCGAUGGGGGAAGGCCUCCAGCUUGCCAAGUGGCCAGCGGGUGUCUAUCGCAGCGCUGGCCGUGUGUGUGCUGCAGGCUGAGCGCGUGGCCUUCGGUGUCAGCCCUCGAACAUACCUGAGCAGGGUGCAACAGGCCCAUGUCCCGUCUGAGAGAAGCUCGCCGAUGGUGGCGUUCAGGUCUUUUCACGGGGCGCAGUACUCCAUUGCCAGGAGCUCCUCGUUCAAUGGGACGAGCGUGAAGUCGACGUCACCCAUCCUAAUGUACUCGGGGAUUGCCUUCUGCAUCAUGUCCCUCCCAACCUUUCCAAAAUGGUUUUUAUUCGGGAAUGUAUUUUGCUUCCUCUUUGUCACCCCAACCUGAAACUUCUGGAUGAAGCGAGCAAUCUCCUUCAACUCCUCACGGUCGUCACCGUUCUCAGGCGUGCUCUCGCCAAGGCCUCCCUGACUGUGGCGAUUGGGGUAGCUAGGUCUCGCUGUACUUCGUCAGGCGUGAUUCCAUUCCGUACCGUAAUCGCAUAGGGUCGUCGUUAGCGGGAGCGUCGUCGUGUGCCGGGCUACUUUGCAAGCCUGAUG